CAAACAAACAGAUAACAGACCCCGUUGACCACACUAUAACAUUCUUCUUUUGAAGGAGUCCAAAUUCAAAGAUUAACCUACUUCUACAUUUUCACCAUCUUCAGCUGAUCAAGCUUUAGAAAUUGAAAAAAGAAAUAUGACAGAACCUAAGCUAUUUACCAUAAGCUCUCUUCUAAUGGCCUUUCUCUUUGCUUACUCUGCAUCAGUUCAGUUAAACGACCCAGAUUGGUACUUCUGGUUACCUCUUUAUACUUUUGCUUCUGCUAUUAAUCUGAUUAAUAUCGGGAGAUAUAAGCAAUCACAAGAAAUCCAGAACAUAGCCAGACUGGAUUUGUUGCUAGGUAUAUUUUUGUUUAUGAAAGUUGUGAUCGAAGAUUAUGUAUAUGAAUUAGCUGGUUUUAGUUCAAUGGAUUUUAGUCAAAGAGUUGUAAGAGAGAAAACUGGAAGUGGGUUAGUUGUGAUUUCGAUGCUUCUUCAGUUGCUUAGUUCCUCGGACCAAUCUACAAAGGGAAAUACUAAAAAAAUCAAGGUGGCACCACGAUAUGUUAAUUACGGUAUGGCAUUGUUGGUGAUUUUGAGUUAUGGCAUCCCUCUAGUCUUCUUUGUGUUCCUUAAAGGGGAAAUAGAAGAUUUAAGGAGGUGAAGUUAUGAAGAGAUAUGAAAUAAGAAAGAUGCAAACAUUAACAACAAGAUUUUCAUAUUCUUGGGGCAAAAUCUAGUGGGUUUCAGAUACUCGGUGGAGAAUAUCCCUUUGUACGAUUCAUAGGAGGAUGGCCCUGAUAUCCUUAAUGCAAGUGCAGACUCCUCAAAAAUUGAAUCUAGUACCAUGAUAAUAAAGCAUGACCAUUCUUUAAAACGAAUGCCAUAGCUGAACCUGAGCUUAGUUAACAGUCCUCAGCGCUUGUUAUAGAGCCACUUGAUUCAAUUCCAAUGGAGGGUGUGGUAAUGAAUUGAGGGGAAGAUUGAAGUAAGCGAGGAAAUGAAAGUAUAUCAGUCUGAUACAAAUGCUACUAGAGCUCAUCAGGCUUUUGCACAGAAAAAUGCAAUGCUGUCUCGUAUACGAAGUAAUAGUGCAUGCCGGAAUUAUUACAUACAGCGGAGCCCUAUGUCCAACAAAAAAACAGCAAAUUAUGCUAACGGCAAGUCAAAACAUUUAGCCCAGAAACAAGUUGAUGCAGCAUUUGUCGCUCAACUUUUAGCAUCAAAGGAAGCAAGAGAGGAGAUCAAUGACUGAGAUAAGAAUCAAUGCCAUUCUCUGGUUUUGGGGAUCUGACAUUGUGCUGGACUGUGUUCACCUGGUUGUAGUGAAACUAAAUUCAAUUUUUUGGUAUGGUAAUGAUAUUUAUUUAUUUUU
Messenger RNA from Papaver somniferum (opium poppy), 1354 nucleotides. RefSeq names its product transmembrane protein 220-like. The transcript is spliced from 4 exons. Lineage: Eukaryota; Viridiplantae; Streptophyta; Magnoliopsida; Ranunculales; Papaveraceae. The record is from RefSeq and is a predicted model, not a curated record. Bases 137 to 643 code for a protein of 168 amino acids.